AUGGUUAAUUUCACAAUCGAUCAAAUUCGUGCCAUUAUGGACCGUCGUGAAAAUAUCAGAAAUAUGUCUGUUAUUGCUCAUGUCGAUCACGGUAAAACCACUUUAUCAGAUUCUUUAAUCCAAAGAGCUGGUAUUAUUGCCGAUAAAGUUUCUGGUGAUAUGAGAUAUAUGUCAUGUCGUGCUGAUGAACAAGAGCGUGGUAUCACCAUUAAAUCUUCAUCUGUAUCACUUCACUUCGAAAUGCCAAAGGAAGACAAAUUACCAGCUGGUUGUACUUCACACGAAUUUUUAAUCAAUCUUAUCGAUUCCCCAGGUCACGUUGAUUUCAGUUCAGAAGUAACUGCUGCCCUCCGUGUUACUGAUGGUGCUUUAGUCGUUAUCGAUUGCGUCGAAGGUGUUUGCGUACAAACCGAAACUGUAUUACGUCAAGCCGUCGCUGAACGUAUCAAACCAGUCUUAUUCGUCAACAAAGUCGAUCGUUUCUUAUUAGAACUCCAAUUAAACACUGAAGAAGCUUAUCUCUCUUUCCGUAGAGCUAUUGAAUCCGUCAAUGUCAUUGUUGGUAACACUGAAGAUAAGGAAUUCGGUGAUGUCACUGUAUCCCCAGAAAAAGGUACCGUCGCUUUCGGUUCUGGUCUCCACGGUUGGGGUUUCACCUUAGGUCGUUUCGCUAAAUUAUACGCUGCUAAAUUUGGUGUCCCAGAAGAUAAAUUAAUGGGUCGUUUAUGGGGUGACAGCUAUUUCGAUGCUACCGCCAAGAAAUGGACUUCCAAUCCACAAUCUGCCGAUGGUAAAGCCUUACCAAGAGCUUUCUGUCAAUUCGUUCUCGAACCAAUCUACCAAUUAACCAGAGCCAUCGUUGAUGAAGAUGCCGUCAAACUCGAAAAGAUGAUGAAGACUCUCCAAAUCACUUUAGCCCCAGAAGAUGCUGAAAUCAAAGGUAAACAAUUAGUUAAAGCCGUCAUGAGAAAAUUCCUUCCAGCCGCCGAUGCUAUUUUAUCUAUGAUUGUCACCCAUUUACCAUCACCAUUAGUUGCCCAAAAGUACCGUUGUGCCAAUCUCUAUGAAGGUCCAAUGGACGAUGAAUGUGCCGUCGCCAUUCAAAAAUGUGAUCCAAACGGUCCAUUAAUGAUGUACGUAUCAAAGAUGGUUCCAACCUCUGAUAAAGGUCGUUUCUAUGCUUUCGGUCGUGUCUUCUCAGGUAUCAUCCGUACCGGUCAAAAGGUCAGAAUUAUGGGUGUCAACUACGUCCCAGGUAAGAAAGACGAUUUAUUCUUAAAAUCCAUCCAACGUACCGUUCUUAUGAUGGGUAGAAAGACUGAACAAAUUGAAGAUUGUCCAUGUGGUAACAUUGUUGGUUUAGUCGGUGUCGAUCAAUUCCUUGUCAAAUCUGGUACCAUCACCACCUCUGAAGUUGCUCACAACAUUCGUGUCAUGAAAUUCUCCGUAUCACCAGUCGUCCGUGUUGCCGUCGAACCAAAGAAUCCAUCUGAUUUACCAAAACUCGUCGAAGGUCUCAAACGUUUAGCCAAAUCCGAUCCAUGUGUACUCUGUUACUCUGAAGAAUCUGGUGAACACAUCGUUGCCGGUGCUGGUGAACUCCAUCUCGAAAUUUGUCUUAAAGAUCUUGCUGAAGAUCACGCUGGUAUUGAAAUUAAAACCACCGAUCCAGUCGUAUCAUUCAGAGAAUCCGUCUCAGAAGAAUCAUCAAUCAUGUGUCUUUCUAAAUCACCAAACAAACACAAUCGUCUCUUCAUGAAAGCUUCACCAAUCUCUAUGGAAUUACAAGAUCUCAUUGAAGCUGGUUCUGAUAUCUCAUCCAAAGAUGAUCCAAAAGCUCGUGCUAACUAUCUCGCUGAUAACCACGAAUGGGAUAAAAAUGAUGCCAUGAACAUUUGGUCUUUCGGUCCAGAAGGUAACGGUGCCAAUCUCCUCGUCAAUGUCACCAAAGGUGUUCAAUAUUUGAAUGAAAUUAAAGAUUCUUUCGUUGGUGCUUUCCAAUGGGCCACCAAAGAAGGUGUUGUUUGUGAUGAAAACAUGAGAGGUAUCCGUUUCAAUCUUUAUGAUGUCACCCUCCACACUGAUGCCAUCCACAGAGGUGGUGGUCAAAUCAUCCCAACUGCUCGUCGUGUACUCUAUGCUGCUGAAUUAACUGCCUCCCCAACUCUCUUAGAACCAAUCUACUUAGUAGAAAUUACUGCCCCAGAAAACGCUAUUGGUGGUAUUUACUCUGUACUCAAUCGUCGUAGAGGUAUUGUUAUUGGUGAAGAACGUCGUAUCGGUUCCCCAUUAUUCUCUGUCAAAGCUCAUUUACCAGUAUUAGAAUCCUUCGGUUUCACCGCUGAUUUACGUUCCCACACUGCCGGUCAAGCUUUCCCACAAUGUGUCUUCGAUCAUUGGGCUUCAAUUGGUGUUGUCAACAAAGAUAAGAAAGCCACUGAAGUCGCUUUAGCCACCAGAAAGAGAAAAGGUUUAGCCCCAGAAAUCCCAGAUCUUGACAAAUUCCACGAAAAACUCUAA
Messenger RNA from Dictyostelium discoideum AX4, 2520 nucleotides. RefSeq names its product elongation factor 2 (gene efbA). Gene Ontology annotation, cellular component: cytoplasm. The record is from RefSeq and is a predicted model, not a curated record. The transcript has a single exon. Lineage: Eukaryota; Evosea; Eumycetozoa; Dictyosteliales; Dictyosteliaceae. Bases 1 to 2520 code for a protein of 839 amino acids. Gene Ontology annotation, molecular function: GTPase activity; GTP binding.